Messenger RNA from Erythranthe guttata (spotted monkey flower), 2037 nucleotides. RefSeq lists its product as hypothetical. Lineage: Eukaryota; Viridiplantae; Streptophyta; Magnoliopsida; Lamiales; Phrymaceae. Gene Ontology annotation, molecular function: protein binding. The record is from RefSeq and is a predicted model, not a curated record.
UGGCUCAACAAACACUAUCUUUAUGCAUAAACAAAUGGUGUCGGUUUUAAACAACUACAUAUAUAUACACAUACACACACAGACGCAAUAAAUUUAUAUAUAUUUAUUGAGAAGCAUUAGGACUUAGGAGAAAGGUCAAUAAAGAAAGCUGCUAAUUAAAUGUGAUCCGUGUCAACAAAUUAAUAUUCCCCCACUUUAAUUCACAUAUCUAAUUCUUUCGUCUUUCUCUCUCUACAAUUCUCUCUCUCCUCUCAUUCUGGUCUCUGUUGUUAAGCCUUUCUUGAAUCAGUCACAGUCAACGCUCUCCUAAAACCCAUUUCUUUUAAGACAAACAACAAUUGUACAUGGAAAAUAAAAAAACACACAAACACCAUACCUAGGUGUUUUUUUUUUCUUUUUUCUUUUUUUUGUUCAUCGGAGAAAAAAUAUGAUCAUCGGAUGGCUAUACGUAGCUCUGAUAGCAGUUUCUACCGGAAUUCUCGCUCUUGUAAUUCUUCUAAUAAUCAAGAAAUGCUUCCGCCGCAAAAACCCAAGAGAUUCCGACCCGCCGGAAAGAGACCGGACUUUGCAGACCGGAAUCGCCAGGCUUCAUCAGGUCAGCCCGGCCCACAACCACCACCACCACCACCACCACCACCGGAAAGAUAACAACCCAGCCUUCAGUUGGGCCGAUCAUCCUUCAUACGUCACUGUAGCAGUCGAAAAUGGGUGGUCAAGAUUCGCCUUCGUCACAGCCUUCGCUCCUCCAUCGCCGCCGCCUUCCGCCGCCGCCGCUAGGUCCCUCCUCGGCUCGUGCGGCGGCGGCGGCGGCGAUCGUGCCGGCGGCGUCGAGACGAGUAAUAAUAAUAAUAACAACAACAUCGAGAUUGGUUGGGAAGUCUGCGAAGGAUCGGCCGAUUUCAUGCAGAAAAUCAGACUGAAUGCUCCAAACGGCGGUUCCACGGCGGGGCCCGCCGUGUCAGCGGUCCGGGCGGGCCUGCCUCUGCCCGGCCCGAAUUUGGGGAACGCGUCUUUCCCGCAAGAAGCCUACUUCGAGGUCACGAUUUUGUCGAGUAGUGAAAAUGCGUACGAUCGCGACGAGUCGGGAAAAUUGGAGGGUGAUAGAAUCAAACUCAUCGGCGAAGAUUUUAAUGCGAAGAACAGCAGCAGUGGUGAUUCUUUGGGCCAUGUUAAGAGCAGCCAUAGCCAGAGGAGCAGCACCAAGAUCGAAGAAGCUGUGUCGAAAAUUGCGAAGAAACAGGGUGUGAGGAAUGAAGGUGUUUCACUGUGUGUGGGGCUGGUCGCCGGCGGCCAUUUUCCGGUGAGAUUUCCGGGCAGUUUUCCGGGGUCUAUUGGUUUCAAUUCGAGUGGCUCGGUCUAUCUUGAUGGAACAAAGCUCGUUUCCGAAUCGGAAACAAACGAAUGGGGAGGAAAAGCCGAAAAUGUAAUCGGCUGCGGAUACAAUCCGAGCCAGAAAAAAGUAUUGUUCACGGUCAACUCACAACUAGUACACGAAAUCAGUUGCAAGAGAGACGAAUUCGCUUCUCCUCUGUAUCCUACAAUAGCAUCAUCAAACACGGCAGAUAUCACAAUAUUAAUAAAUCUCGGUCAAAGCCCUUUUCGAUUUGCACCGGCAAAUCUAACAAGAACACGAAAUCCGUGCUUUAUAGGCGGACCCUAUUCGAAUUCUCCCGCCUUAAGUUACGAAGAAGACAGUAGGGAGCUUUUCUCGAUGGGCAGGAUCGAUUCUCAUUGGCAACAAAGAAGUGCAAAUAGAAGUAACAAUAACACGGUGAAUAGUAUUAGAGAUAUCGAGUACGAUCAAGAAUCGGAGGGCGAUUUGUUCGAAAUUGUCUUGGAUAGUAGCGGAAGGUCUCCCUAUACUACUUUACAUCAAUAGUGUUUUUUUCGGAAAUUUAUUUAUUUGUGCGACGAAUUGAGGCAAAGUAUCAAUUGUUUAACUUUGUUGUGGUGCGUCUACUCAAUAUAUAUACUCAAAAAGAUUGGAUUUUUACUACCAUGAAGUUGAAAUAAUCGAGCAACGAAAUUAUACCUUAA